UCAAAAACAAAUGUCGAAAUCAUAACAUAACCUUUAGACUUUUAGUUACCAAAAUUAGAUUAAGUUAUCGAAUAAAUAUGCUACUCAAUAUAUUAGGUCCCAAAAACUUUUUUACCCGUUUCAGUAGUUCCACAAAAUUACUCAGUGUCAGUGUCCAAAGAUGCUGGAAUUCUACAGCAUCAAGCGCAGAAACAGUAGAUUUGGCCUACGCGUCUUACGAGAGCACUUCGGACUCUGAAAAUUCAUCACAACCUCCUCUAGUCAUAUUACACGGCUUGUUAGGUUCUAAGAACAAUUGGAAUAGCAUGAGUAAAGCAAUACAUAGGACAACAGGCAGAAAAGUGAUAAGUGUUGAUGCUCGUAAUCAUGGUGACAGUCGACAUUCACCCCAGCACACAUAUGUACACAUGGCUCAUGAUGUAAUGCGGCUGCUAAAGAAAUUAGAGUUGUCAAAGGUAUCACUGCUUGGGCACAGUAUGGGAGGCCGAACUGCCAUGGUGCUAUCACUGCUAUGUUCUGACUUGGUUGCCAGUUUAAUUGUGGUGGACAUCUCACCAGCGAAGACUAGUCCUCAAAUAUUCUCAAUGGCCACCCUUUUUGAUGCUAUGACUGCAGUAUCAAUAAGGCCUGGUAUAGCUAUGUCUAAGGCACGAAAACUUGCAGAUGACCAACUUAAAUCAUUUACACCCGAUAUAAAUCUCAGGAAUUUUCUUAUAACUAAUUUAGUACAAACUAAUGCAGGAUCUUUUACUUGGAGAGUCAAUAUACCGGCUCUAAAAGAUAAUUUUCAAAACCACAUCUCAUCCUUCCCAUCAAACUUAAAAGGCCUUCAGUAUUGUGGACCAACAUUGUUUGUUGGAGGUUCACUAUCUGAUUAUAUUGGUAAAAAUGAUUUACCCGAGAUUCAAGAAUAUUUUCCACUAGCAGAUCUAAUAUUUAUCGAAGGAGCUGGACACUGGGUGCACAGUCAGAAACCAGAAAAGUUCUUGGAAAUUGUCUCCAAAUUUCUUACGGAAAAAUGAUAUUGAAAUAUAGGUCUAAGACUACAGAAGUAGUAGUAGCACUCAAUAGAAUCAGUGCCCUUUGAUAGAAAGAUAAAAUCAGCAAAAUGUGUUCACAAGAACUGUAUUAUCGCGUGAUUGAGCUUGACAAUUGUUUUUUUUUGGUUAUGAGUUUUUGGAAAAUUAGAACCAAGUCCAAAAUCAAAUUAAUAAAAUAAUU
This is a messenger RNA of Bombyx mandarina (wild silkworm), 1221 nucleotides long. Its product is annotated as sn-1-specific diacylglycerol lipase ABHD11. NCBI's taxonomy places the organism in Eukaryota, Metazoa, Arthropoda, Insecta, Lepidoptera, Bombycidae. The record is from RefSeq and is a predicted model, not a curated record. Gene Ontology annotation, biological process: lipid metabolic process. Gene Ontology annotation, molecular function: carboxylic ester hydrolase activity. Gene Ontology annotation, cellular component: mitochondrion.